Molecule: messenger RNA, 483 nt
Organism: Huiozyma naganishii CBS 8797
Lineage: Eukaryota; Fungi; Ascomycota; Saccharomycetes; Saccharomycetales; Saccharomycetaceae
Exons: 1
Coding region: 1-483 (160 amino acids)
Source: RefSeq, a predicted model, not a curated record
AUGCAGGGCGGUGUUAGGAGGAAGAAAGAUAUGCUCCCACGGUACAAGAACGGGUCGCGGUACGACAAGAGGCGUUCGUGGUUGACCACCCCGAUGAAGAAAGUCGUCAUCUACUGUCUGCUGUUGCUAGGUGUGUUCCUCGUCCUGAGGGUAGGGUAUUCGGAUCUCAACAGAAUGCCCGAUUACGAGUUGGAACACGAUGAAAACUCGAUGCAAGAGAUCGCGGAUGAGAUAAGAAAGAAUAAGCAACGGCAGGGACAGCCGGCAAACCUUAACGGUGGUGGUGCCGUGGUCGCUUCAGCGCAACAACAGCAACAGGAGAAUGACAUUAAGAGGAAAAUUAUUAAGGAAAAUUUUAAUAACGAGGUCGCUAAACAACAGGAGACCAAGAAUUUAGAGAAAAAUGAUAUAAAGCCACAUGUCGACGAGAAAAAAUUGGUGAAACAGCCAAUCGGUGCAAAAAUUACCUCUAGAUUGAUAUGA